AUGGAAUCUGCUGUUCGUCGACAAAUUUUUUGUUAUUUUCACAUUGGAGGUAAUAUUGAAGUUGUACCAAACCAGCAAAUUAUUUAUCAUGGAGGAAAAAUCAUAGGAGAGCUAAUUGAAGAAGGAUGCACACAUUCAAAUUUAAUGCAUAAGAUAUGGCUUCGAACCAAGAAAAAUAUGCAGAAUAAACGCAUUACCUACACAUUCAAGUUUAACCAAUCUCAACUCAUAGAUCUCAUUGAUACUGAUAGUGUUAACCAAUUGAUCACAUUCAAUGAUGAUACAGCUCAUGUAUAUAUCAUGGAGGUAGAAAAGACUAACCAUGAUAUUGCACCUCAUGAGGACAAUGACGACAACGUCCAUGACAGUACACUAUCAAGUAAUUCAACUCAAGGAGACGUCGUUACUAAUAUUGAUGGUCAAAAUUCAUUGACACCAAUUCUAUGUACAACCCAACUUGUCCCUACACCUCAGAUUAUCAAUGGCUCUGCUAAGUGGAAUGAUCUUAUAAAGGAAGAAGGACAGAUUUUUCAAAAUGCAAGUAAGCUGAGGAAAGCAUUGUUUGAAUAUGGUAUUGCUCAUAAGUUUACAUACAAGUUCUUAAAGAACAGUCCGGGUAAAAUAAUUUGUGUCUGCAAGGUUGAAGGUUGUCCGUGGAAAUUGUCGGCUUAUGCUAUGGGAAAAAAUACUUCGUUCCUCGUGGUGAGACAUUUUAUCAAGAAUCAUAAGCACUCAGCUCAAGAUGUAUUGGAGAGUACUCACUCUUUCAGAUCUAAUUUGGUGUCUUCAAUUAUUGUCGACAAGUUGAGAUUAACUCCUGACAAGUUGCCUAAUGACAUACGAAAUGAUAUUUUCAAGGAAUACGGAUUUUCACUAACAUAUCACCAAGCUUGGGCUGCAAAGGAGAAAGCAUUAGCUGAAAUUAAUGGCGUACCUAAAGAUUCAUAUAUGCUAAUUCCUUGGAUAUGUAAUCGUUUAGUGAAAACUGAUCCACAAACAGUUGCAAAAUGGACAUGCUCUCCUAGUUAUCAAUUUGAAAAGCUUUUUGUUGCAUAUGGGUGUUGUGUGACAGGUUUUCUUCGUGGAGCAAGGCCUAUAUUAUUUAUUGAUGGUUGCCACUUAAGUGGUCCAUACAAGGGAACUCUUCUAGCUGCCUUUACAUGCGAUGCAAAUAAUGAUUUAUUUCCGAUUGCGUAUGCAAUUGUUAGUGCUGAAAAUAAUGAGAAUUGGCUUUGGUUCCUAUCUAAUUUGAAAGAACUAACUGGGUCAAUUCCAGUUACGUUAAUAUCUGAUAGGCAUCCAUCAAUUAUUGCAGCUGUGGAGCAAGUAUAUGAUAGGGAUAGACAUGCUUAUUGUUAUCGACAUGUGAAAGAAAAUUUUUGUGCAGAAACUAAAAAGUUACAGAGGGGAAUACGCGGUGAAGUAAAAGAAGAUGCAAAAAAACUACUAGACGCAGUUUGUUAUACCCAUUUUGGCACAGAAUUUACAGAAGCUGUGGAACAACUUCGUGCAUUUUCACCAGAACUUGCAAAUUGGUUAGAGACUAAAGGAGAUAUUAACAAAUGGGCAAAGUCUCAAUUCCCUCAUCGACGAUGGGACCUCAUAACUACCAAUGUAGCUGAAUCAUUUAAUUCAUGGAUAAGAAAAGAGAGGACUCAUAGUAUUUGUGCUUUAAUAACAGAGCAUAGAGACAAACUUGCAAAUCUGUUAUAUACUGCAAAGUUAGAGAUGACUAAAUGGAAAAAUGAAGUUGGGCCAAAGAUUGAUAAAAUAUUGAUGGAACAUGUAGCUAGAAGUGAGUUUCUUAAAGCAGUGAGAUAUGGAGAUCAUAAUGUUAUGGUUAGAGGGUCAAAUGUUGAUGUAUGUGUGAAUCUACUACGCAAAGAAUGUACAUGUCUUGAAUGGCAAAUGACUGGAAUUCCAUGUCCACAUGCUUGUGCUGCAAUUAAAUUAUUACAUGGCAAUAUCUACACCUAUGUAGAGGAGUGCUAUCUGAAAAGUUCACAAGAAAAGAUUUAUGUGAGCAGUAUGAUCCCAAUUGAAACUCAUGACAUGCCUGAUGUCAACAACCUGACCCUAACAGAUUGGGAGAAUAAUAUUUUUCUUAUGCCACCUACAACAACUCGUCCUCCGGGAAGACCAUGCAAGAAGGGCCGAGAGUCACAAUUUCAAGAUGUGCAUGUUUACAAAUGUAGCCGAUGUGAUCAGAGUGGUCAUAAUCGUUCUAAAUGUAGAAAUCCUAAUCCAGAAAAAAUAUGA
Messenger RNA from Arachis ipaensis, 2259 nucleotides. NCBI's taxonomy places the organism in Eukaryota, Viridiplantae, Streptophyta, Magnoliopsida, Fabales, Fabaceae. The record is from RefSeq and is a predicted model, not a curated record.